Molecule: messenger RNA, 5603 nt
Organism: Danio rerio (zebrafish)
Lineage: Eukaryota; Metazoa; Chordata; Actinopteri; Cypriniformes; Danionidae
Source: RefSeq, a predicted model, not a curated record
GGAAUGUUUAGCAGGUGUAAUUACAAGUAGCCUACACAUGAUCCUAGGUGUGAAUAGACUUUCGUCUGUGGAUUUUCACGUUUACAAUUACUUCUCCAUACGUUACAUGUUCAAAGUAAACCAGGCUAAUAAGAUUCAUUGUGGGAGGGUAACGCCGUGCAUCUACCAUUCAUACGCAUACUCCAACCACAAGCCAGAGCAAGAGAGAGCGGGCGAAAUACAGCCAGUAAUGGGCAUCCACACACGAGCACGCAGGUAGGUGUGGUGUAAAAGAACGAGAGUUGUGUCUGAAGCAUGGAGUUCAGCCCAGUGUAUUUCCAGGUGCGUACGAGAGCGUCAUGGAUAAAUCGAAAGUAGCGCAGCAGAGAACAGCGAUAAGGAAUGUCGGGGACGCGAUAAUUACGAGCCUCGGUGCAAAAACCGGUGCCUUUAGAGUGUUUUUUUCAUCGUCGUGAUGGUUUAGCGAUGAAGGAUUUUGAGACGCACAGGUGGGAGCGACGUGUCUUUACACCGCCGUGCACUUGUUUCUCUUACUGACGUCCACCGCUCGGUUUGGGCGAAACGACGGACUAAACAUGGAUUCGCUGAGGGAAACCAGGAAACAAACAAUCAAAGCUAAAUCGGCGAAGCGCAAGAACAAAACGCACAAGUCCCAAAAGCUGUUCCGAAGGAAAUCGUUAAAAUCGCUGGGAAAUUUUAUGAGCAGGAUUGUCAAAACUUUGGGCACUUUGGCACACUUGGGGGACGCGGAUCAGCCGGACGCAGCAGCGGAGGAUGAUGAUGGUGGAUUUGGAGACACGGCGAGUGUCCACAACUCUGGGAACUACAGAGAGAGCUCGGCGAGGAAAAGCUCUUCUUACGGGUCUGUGAAAGAAAGACUGUCCUGGUGUUACGGAGAGAAAACACCGGGAGUUCAGGGUCUGAAGAAUCACGGAAACACCUGUUUUAUGAACGCUGUGGUGCAGUGUCUGAGUAACACAGAACUUCUGGCUGAAUAUCUGGGUCUGGAGCAGUAUAAAUAUGAAUUAAAUGAGCGGAGGAUCAACGGGAUGAUGAAGAGUGAGGAGGUCAGAGGGGAAGUCACGGACAAGCUGGCAUCGUUAGUAAGGGCGCUCUGGACAAACGACUACACGCCUCAGCUGUCGGUGGAUUUUAAGAGUGUUGUGGCCAAGUAUGGCUCUCAGUUCAAAGGAAACGCUCAACAUGAUGCUUUAGAGUUUCUGCUCUGGCUUCUGGAUUGUGUGCAUGAGGACGCUAACCUCUCCACCAACAACAACCAAAGCAGAAAUAGUUCAUCCAGCAAGGGUUCUGUGGGAUUGGAGGAGAGUUCAUGCCCUGGCCCAGCAAACUCACAGCAGCCCGGAACUCGACACAGUUUUGUACAGGAGCACUUCCAAGCCCAGUACAGGUCAUCCUUGACAUGCCCGCAUUGCCUUAAACAGAGCAACACUUUUGACCCUUUCCUGUGUAUUUCCCUUCCAAUCCCGCUGCGACAGACCAGGGCCCUGAAUGUGACUCUGGUGUUCAGCACAGAAGGUCAGCGGUUUCUGAGAAUAGGGCUGGCUGUGCCUCUCUUUGGGUCUAUUUCAACACUCAGGGCCAUGGUAGCAGAGGAGGGCAAGCUCUCUCCAGACCAGGUAAUUUUGACAGAGAUGAACUCGGGUGGGUUCCAGCGCUCUUUCUCUGAUGAAGAUGACAUGACCAGUAUAUCAGAGAGUGAUGUCAUCUACGCCUUCCAGGUUCCCCCUCACUUCACCAGAGGAGGUUCCAUGCGGUUCUCAGGGUAUCAUCACUCCCUUCCCUCCUCCCCAUACACUGCAGAUUUCAAAGGUCACAGGCUACCGCCAUCAGGGACGUUAUCAACAGAAUUCUUGAAUCAUGGGGGCUCUUCAAAAGUCCUUCUCUUAAUCUGCAAUGUUGCUGGCUCUGGCCAACAGGCUACAAGGUUCGGGCCACCAUUUCUGAUGAGAGUAGAAAGGACUCUUUCUUGGGAUCAUCUGCAACAGAGUGUCUGCAAUAAGCUUUACGUUUUUCAAAAAACUGCAAUAAUAAAGACUACUGAACUGUUUAAAGUGCGUGUGGUGGGUGGAUCAGCCUCCUGCAGUUAUCUGUCUCCGCACGACAGCAGACCUCUGUGCCAUCCCACCGUAGACAGAGCCCUCAAGUUAUGUGGUCCAGGUGGUCCUUUGCAUGUGAAGCUCAUAAUUGAAUGGGACAACAAAAUUAAAGAAUGCCUCUUUGGCAAUAUUCAAGAGGAGGUGAUUGAGGAUGCAGAGAGUGUGAGAAUCCAGCAGCAGAAUCAUGUACAACAGCACAGCUGCACACUGGAUGACUGUUUUCAGCUCUACACCAAAGAGGAGCAGCUGGCACCAGACGAUGCAUGGAAGUGCCCCCACUGUAAGCAAAUGCAGCAGGGAAUGGUGAAGAUGAGUUUAUGGACACUGCCCGACAUCCUCAUUCUGCACCUGAAGCGUUUUCGACAGGUGGGCAAACGGCGAAACAAGCUCUCCACCCUCAUUCGCUUUCCUGUAAGUGCUCUGGAUAUGACCCCCCAUGUGGUGAAACGCAGUCAAAGCAUGAAGAAUCUGGCCCCGUUGCCUUCAACUUGGAAGCAUGGAGAAACUGACUUUCUUUAUGACUUGUAUGCAGUUUGCAACCACCACGGAGGCAUGCAUGGAGGCCAUUACACAGCCUAUUGCAGGAACUCCGUGGACGGCCACUGGUACAGUUAUGAUGACAGCAGUGUGGAGAUUGUGCCAGAGGAGGAACUGUGCACACGAGGGGCUUAUAUCCUGUUCUACCAGAGGAGAAAUGUCAUCCCACCCUGGUCUGCCAACAGCUCGGUCAGAGGUUCCACCAGCUCCUCGAUGUCAGAUCACUGGCUCAUCCGUUUGAAUGGUGACAGUAAAAGAGGAAGUAUGGUUUCACGGUCUUCUACAACAUGCCCUUCUUCCAUCGCUGACUCCCCAGAGUCACCAGUUUUUAAAAAUGAACCCUCAAUUGAGGAAAGAGUGUCUUUAGGUGGGUUUGAAAGCAGACCUUUUGUGCGAGGAAUCCAAGGUCGUAGUGUAAGCAUGAGAAGUCCCACCAAGAGUAAAGUGCUCCCACUGCGAUGGUCUUUUGGAAAUAAAGACCGCCACAAACCUGUGCCGGCUUCUGAGCAGUCUCCUGCAGAACUGGUGGAGUAUUUAGAGUCUGGGAGGAGACCAAGAUGUACCAAAGACCCUAUUGUUUCCCUAAUGACUCGACCUUCAGACAAAGACAACGAUGCAAAAAAAACAGCCAAAUCUUCCAGCCACAGUGGCCUCAGACCUCCAGAAUAUCUGAAAAUACCACAGGGUCAAGAAAGAAGUAGCUCAGAGAAAGCAAUGGGCCAACAACCUGCCAGCAGCAGUAGAUCAAGAGAAGAAGGGACCUUGACCAGACGGAGCAGCAGAAAAUCUAAACCGGACCAAUCACACUCCAGGAAGAGCUCUGGAGCAGGGAUCCAGUCCAGUUGUAGUACUCCAAGUGGCUGGGAAACAGCACAGAAGCAUGAGUCGAGUGACAAGCGUGACCAAUCAGAGGAUAAACAUAAAAAAGGGCAGGAGACUAAACGUCAUGAUGUCUUCGCUUUUCUCAAAGGUGGCUUUAUCAAGAAGGAUUCCCUUCGGAAGUCUCGGGAUAAUGAUUCUGUCAAAAAGGCUGAUUCAGGGGUGAAGAGCCCAUCUGGAGUUUCCCUCUCCAACGGGACACAUAAUAAAAAUCCAGAAGGUAAAGUCAGUACUAUGAACCAUGGUAGCAGGCACGGAAGUGAACUGGCAAAUGGCAAGGUGAGUCGUGGUUCCUCAGACAUCAAACGCUCACAAAGCUCAUCCAAUAUUCAAAGCAAAACUGAUCUAGGCUUAAGAAGAACAGCAUCUUUACACAGAAACGGCACAUCGGUGGCCCAACCACAGAGCGUGACAGGGGACAGGGGCUCUCAGAGCACUUUACAACGCACACGCUACAGCACAAACUCACUGGGCAGAAAGAAGGCAGUGCCUGAAUCAAGUUUCUAAGACUUGCGCUGUGUUCACACCAGACGCGGUACAAGUGCAUAAAUCGCGAUAUUCAUGUGUGAAUAGAUGUGUGAACAUCUUGAGUUUACUCGCUUCAUUCGUGCAUCAAAUUAGCUUCAUUCACGUGUGAAAUUUACUGAGCAAUAGACGCAGAUUAGCAUCAUGGGUGAGGCUUCUGUCUGCAUGGACUUUAUUGAGAGAAUAGCUGUGUUUAUUUGCUUUAGAAGGACUAAAAAGAAGCGUCAGUUCGUUUGGAGCCCUGUCUAAGUCCACUAAAUCCAUUCAGAGGUGCACCCAGGUCUGUGAGUUCAUCAACUCCUUCAGAAACUAUACCUGGAUGAUGGAAGCAUUCAGCGGUGCUUCUGACUGAGCCGAGCCCAGUUUGAUGAACUGUUGUCUGUGUCAGCAGUAGGAUUUUACUCCUGGACACCUAACAACAAGCACUACAUCAUAAUCACUCCAAUCAAUCAAAGAGCAAGUUCCUGAUUGGUUAACGCGGCAUUUUGUUAUGCGCAGAAGUACAAAUUUUCGAGCUUGAGUUCUACUCGCACCACUUCAUUUGCAUGAAUCGCAUCAUUCGCGCCUCCUCAUUCGUGGAUAUAGCGCCACAGGAUGUUUAUUUACGCCUUUGCAUUGAAUGAACAUGUAAAUCACUCGCGCUUGAUGCUUCUUCUGCGUCUGGUGUGAAUGCAGCAUUACUUCACUACACCCAAAUAUCACAACAGGACAUCUAAAAGAACUGUUGUAUGAAAGGUAGGCUUGAAAUGAUUACUGAAAGCAGGCAGCACACGGACUAUGAAGUUGCACUUAUAUUUGAAAUUAGUAGAUGAUAUAUAUUUUUUGUUGUUCACUUGUUUCUGCUUCUGCUAAAGUGCCUCUUAGAAUUGUUUUUUUUUUUUUUCAGAUUGUGUUUUGGCACUGGAAGUACAUUACACGCUAGCCUUUACACUAUGCUUUUUAAUUGGGAAAAAAGCCCCAGAUUUUUUUUUUUUUUUUUGUGCCAGUACAUAGAUUUAUUAUAUAUAAUACAUGAAGGGAAUUGCUAAAUAUAACUUUUUCAGUUUAUCUUUUAUGAUUCUUCAGAUUGUACUGAUUGGCUGCUAACCUCUCAUGGGUUUUUUAUGACAUUUAACAAAGAUGUCAGUUCUUGCACUUUCAGUGAUUUUAUUGCACCACUAUGUUCUGCUUUUAGACCAAAAAAAAACUUGAUUUUUUUUUUUGUUUACUCACUGCAAAAUAUGUACAUGAUGAAUAUUUUUGUCUUGUUUUCCAGAAACUGUUAUAUGACAUUAGAAAACAAUCACUAUCACUAAAACAAGGAAACCUUACUAUGAUACAUUUACAAAAUAUUAUAUUACACCAUACACCUCUGAAAAGCAAAUCAACCUCACUUUUUUUACCAAGUUUUUCCAAAUAUUUUUUUUUCUGUUAAAAGAUGUUAAACAGGAAUGCUGUCUUUUUUCAUUUAAAUAUAUAUUAUAAUAAUACAGAAAUGAAAUAAUGUGAAGAUAAUGCGUUGAGAUCAAAUAAAAAUGAAACAUAAAAGUGACCUUAGAAAAUAGA